CAAACUAAUAGUCCAAAACCUUUGGCCGCGUGCGACACUCUUGUAGUAGCGUUAGCGUUUCACUGUACUCCGCUGCAACAGCACACUUCUUUUUACCUACCCGUGUGGUUUCACGGCAUAGACAAUUUAAACGAAGAUGUGUGAAAUCAAUUUACCAACUAUUUGGAUUCUAGGAGGCCCGGGCAGUGGAAAAGGUACCUUAUGCGACAAAAUUGUAACCAAAUACGGGUUUACUCACAUUUCAACUGGCGAUUUGCUAAGAGAUGAAGUAAACACCGGAUCAGAACGUGGUCAAGAAUUAGUAAAAAUUAUGAAAGAAGGAGCUCUUGUUCCUACGUCUGUUGUGAUGGAAUUGCUCAAUGAGAAGAUAAAAAGUAAAGUAGCAACAUCCAAAGGAUUUUUAAUCGAUGGUUAUCCACGUGAAAAAAAACAAGGAGAGGAGUUCGAAAUAGCGAUAAAACCUGUUGAUAUGGUGUUAUACUUAGAAUCUAAAGACGAGACAAUGGUACAAAGGUUGCUGAAACGAGCAGAGACUAGUGGUCGGUCAGACGAUAAUUUGGAAACAAUUCAAAAGCGCCUGCAAACAUUUCAUGCCAAUAACGAUCCAAUCAUUGAAGCGUACAAAUCAAAAGUGGUGAUUAUUUCAGCCGAACAAAGUGCUGAAGCAGUUUUUGCUGAAGCUGAAAAACAAUUAGAUGCUUUAGUUGCUACAAAUUAGAUAUAAAUAUGAACUUAAAAUCUAUACUUGUUAAUUUUGGCAAUGAAAAAUUAUUUUUGUAGAGACAUCUGCUCAAAGUUAUAUAAAUAAAAAAAAAAACAAAAAUUUAUAAUUCAUAGUAUAAGCACCACAAGAUACAUUAA
Sipha flava (yellow sugarcane aphid) is the source of this 861-nucleotide messenger RNA. RefSeq names its product adenylate kinase isoenzyme 1 (gene Ak1). Gene Ontology annotation, molecular function: ATP binding; AMP kinase activity. Gene Ontology annotation, biological process: nucleoside triphosphate biosynthetic process. Lineage: Eukaryota; Metazoa; Arthropoda; Insecta; Hemiptera; Aphididae. The transcript is spliced from 5 exons. The record is from RefSeq and is a predicted model, not a curated record. Bases 137 to 718 code for a protein of 193 amino acids. Gene Ontology annotation, cellular component: cytosol; cytoplasm.